Messenger RNA from Podarcis raffonei (Aeolian wall lizard), 2083 nucleotides. RefSeq names its product tubulin tyrosine ligase like 2 (gene TTLL2). NCBI's taxonomy places the organism in Eukaryota, Metazoa, Chordata, Lepidosauria, Squamata, Lacertidae. The coding region runs from base 102 to 2030 and encodes 642 amino acids. The transcript is spliced from 4 exons. Gene Ontology annotation, biological process: protein polyglutamylation; microtubule cytoskeleton organization. Gene Ontology annotation, molecular function: tubulin binding; tubulin-glutamic acid ligase activity. The record is from RefSeq and is a predicted model, not a curated record. Gene Ontology annotation, cellular component: cilium.
GAAACAGGUGACGAUUCAGGCAGCCCACCAAUUCCUCUUCGGGUCUCAAAAAGAGACCGAAAGAAAAAAUCCUUAACUGAUGCCCUCAGCAAUGGAGCUAAAUGUGUAGCACUGAUGACUCUGGGGAUAAUUUUUAUGCUGAAGGAGAGGAGUGCCAUUGCCCCAGUGCAGGUGUCUCCAAGGGGAAAGUUUCGCUUCGAAAGCUGGGAUUCCAGAAAGGAAGAAAAAUGGAUUCUCCAACCCAGCAUGAGAUGGUAACAAUGUCACUAUGGCAAAAGGCGAGCCGCAACUCUGAAAAAGAAGAACAGAUUUGCACAGCUACAAGAGAACUAAGUACUGAACAGCUGGUGGGAUUGAGGAGUCCGAGAAAAGAAAAUACCGAUUUUCCAGAAAAUCAAAGCUCCACCACAGCUAAAGGGGUUGAUUCAGGAGGCUCCAUCAAGCCACUAGUCUUCCGGCUACAUGACAGCGUUCCUGAAUUAGUCCGUGAGGUUCUACUGGAGCGUGGCUGGAUUGAGUAUGAUGAGCACAAGCAAGAUAACGAGGACUGGAACCUGUGCUGGCAGAACCAGCCUUUCCGGAUGACAGACCACCGAAGCAUUAAACCAUGGCAGAGGCUCAAUCACCAUCCGGAAACCGUCCGGAUCACCAGGAAGGACUAUUUGGCAAGACAUUUGAAGCGCAUGAAGGGAAUCUACGGAACAACCCUCUACGAGUUCAGUCCAGCAGCCUUCAUCAUGCCCAACGACUACAUUAAAUUUAUAACAGAAUACACCAAGGAGAGGCAAAUACCCGGCAGGAAGCUGAGCUACUGGAUCUGCAAGCCUGUUGCCAGGUCUCGUGGGAGGGGCAUCCUCAUUUUCAAGGACAUUAAAGACUUUGUUUAUGACUGCAUGGUGAUUGUGCAGAAGUACAUCAGCAACCCCUUGCUUAUUUCUGGGUACAAGUGGGACCUCCGCUUUUACGUCUGCGUCGCUAGCUUUUGCCCCCUCACUGUUUACGUGUACGAAGAAGGGCUGGUGAGGUUUGCGACGGAGAAGUUUGACCUAGAGGCCCUCGACAAUGUUUACGCCCACUUGACAAACACAAGCAUCAAUAAGUUUGGGCCCUCGUACAGGAAGGACAAAGACGUCAUCGGCUCCGGCUGCAAGUGGACGUUCAGCCGUUUCCGGGCCUACCUACGUAGCCGCCAUGUGAACGACGUGCGCCUCUGGCAAAGGAUCAACCACAUCAUCACCCUUACCUUGCUUGCCAUCACCCCCUCGGUGCCGUUUACCUCUAACUGCUUUGAGCUCUUUGGGUUUGACAUUCUCGUGGAUGACAAGAUGAAGCCCUGGCUCCUGGAAGUGAACCACAGCCCCGGUCUGCACCUCGACUGUGCCACAGAUGCAGCUGUGAAAAGAAGGUUGCUCCAUGACAUCGUCGACUUGCUGAACUACAAGGAGGCCGACGCGCUGAGAACAAGCAAAGGGGUGAUCCGGAAAGUGUCGUCCUUUGGCCGAACGCAGUCUUUGUUGACUACCAAAACUGACGUCUCUCUAGAUUUCCUGGCUUGUGGGAAAAGAACCAAGUCCGCAGUUACUUCCCCAUCCCCAUCACUCUUGCAGGUUAAUAAGAGGAGCCCAAUGUCUGGCAGGGCAGGCAGCGCAUACCCCAAGAAAACCUUAACCUCACAGCUGCGUGAACGAAUGAACACGCCCAAAACAUCCCUGCUGCCAUCUAAAAGCAAACAGUUAUUAAGAACUAGUAGUUCCCUAUAUGAGCCUGUUCAGUCUACCCGGUGGCUUAAUUCAACUGAGCUCUGUACACACAAGCCAUCUAUCCCUCCCUUUUUCCUCUCAGAUAAAGACAAAAGGCCAUUCCCUCGGGUGGGUGACUUUGUCCUUAUAUUUCCUUUCAGUGAUGCAGUCCUUGAAGCAUCUAGGAAUGGGAUCCAUGUCAAAAGUGUAAUAAAAGAAAUACACAAAUUAAUGAGCAAAGAAUUGCAGCCAGAGCACCAGAAAUCAAAUAAAAGCUUAUUUAACCAGUAGAUGAGCGGGACGAGCAAUCCUGUAUGUCAUUCACACCAGAGGGUGCAUGUGCU